Molecule: messenger RNA, 2220 nt
Organism: Populus trichocarpa (black cottonwood)
Lineage: Eukaryota; Viridiplantae; Streptophyta; Magnoliopsida; Malpighiales; Salicaceae
Exons: 2
Coding region: 1656-2219 (187 amino acids)
Source: RefSeq, a predicted model, not a curated record
UGUGUUUUAUAUUGGAAUUAAGGUACCAUGAAAUUAAUUUUGGGUCAAUUGGAUUAUUUGCUCUACUGUAUUAUGUUCCCAAUUGAAAUAUCUCGGCCCACUUCGUUGGUUGGUAGUUUUCCUACUGUUACAAUACAAACUGAUUUAUUUCUCUGCUUUUCAUUUCAUAAUAUUCACUUGUUUGUUGAAUUUGAUGGUCUUAUCCAUAAAUGCUGACUUUUUUUUGGUUGUUGGUUUAGAUAUUUCCCUUAUCUCUUUAACAAGAUUUUCAUACAAGACAUGGUCAAUAAUACAUGUAUGUAGAUCUCUUAGUUUUCUAGUUUCUCAUAUCGCCAGUAGAUAGCAAAACCUUGAUUAUUGCUAGAAAAAAUGAGACCUGCAGAGGCCAAAUUCUAGUAUAGCUCACACUUUUGUGAUUUGUAAUAUUGAAUAUGGAUAUUAAGAUGGAUUGUGAUAACCUUGUGCACAAUAUAUAGUAACAAAGGCGAGAGGUAUCACUUUCAAGAAUUUAGGCAUCGUGGACAACCAAGUGGUUGGAAAGAAGUGUUUAAUUGCUUAUAUGUACUGCUUGUCUGCUGUUGUUCUUUGUUUAAAUCUGGUUUCGUUUUUUAUGUCUACUACCAGCUGAUAGUGCUGCUGCUGGAUUAUUUGCUUACUGGAAACAAUGUGAUGCUUUGAAAUUUCAUUUAUGUGUUGUUCUUCAUGGUCUGAUAUGUUUACUAUGCACAUUGAUGUUGUUUCUGUUUGAGCAACCAUAGAUUUCUUUAUUAUGCGUGUGUUUAUUAUAAUUGUAAUGAGUGUCAUGUUAGCAUGUCGUGUAGGAUUACUUUUAUUUCUACUUGUGCAGUCAAAAUCAGAAUUUUGAGUUUCUUUUUGUGUGUUUGCAUGCUGCGAAAGAAAGUUGGGUUACUUUGAAUGUAGAAAUAGAUUAUGUUCUGUUUUUUUUUCCCCUUUUUUUUAGCUUCCAAACAGCAUGAUGACAAUGAAGUGUUGCUUGAUAAUUCAAAUAUUAUAUCAUGGCUGAAACUGAGUUUUCUGAACAGUUGAAAAUUAAUGGGUUUCAAUUAGUUUUCAUUACGCAUUAAUGGGAACAUUCUCAUUCAAAUACAUGCAUGGUUAAUGUUUGUUGCUAACCACACAACUUUUAUAAAUGCUGAACAUUGAGUGUUUUAUUAUUGUUUUAGUCCACGGUUUAUGUAUGUGCCACAAUGUAAUUGAUAUCAUUGAUUGAUUUCAAACUUUUGUUAAAUGUUUUAAAAGAUAUCAUGGAAGGUCUUGAAUCUUUUGAUAAGGCUGCUUGGACAAAGGAAAUGUUGCAUAUAUUUUGUGAUAUAUGCAUUAAGGCAAUUGAUAUGGGAAUGAGACCUAAUACUCAUUUCGAUAAAACGGGGUGAAAACUUCUCAUAACAUCAUUCAAAGAACAAACUGGUCAUGCAUUCACCAAAACACAAUUGAAAAACAAAUGGGAUAGAUGCAAAAAGGAUUGGAGGAUAUGGAAUAAGCUGGUUUCUGAAACUGGUGUUGGCUGGAAUAGUGAAUUAGGCACAAUUUCAGCUAGCGAUGAGUGGUGGAAACAAAAAAUUCAGGAAAUUAGAGGAGCCAAAAAAUUCAGACAUGUCGGUAUUGAGCAGUCUUUGAAGAAUAAAUUUGACCGAAUGUAUUCCAACAUUGUCGCAACUGGAGCGUUUGCAUGGGCUCCUUCAUCAGAUGUACCUGCUGACAGUGAUGUUGAUCCUGGUACAAGCAAUGCCGACAUUGCUCAUGAUGGUUUGGAAGAGGGCAGCGGUGAUUCGGAGGAAGAUGUGAUUCAAGAUUUCCAGACUGACAUGGCUCGAAUGGUUGGAGGGAUAAAUAUGUCUAGCAGCAGCAACACAAAAAGAGGUGACAAAAGAAAAGAACGAGAUCAUUAUGAUGUGCGAGGUAGAAAGAAGAAAACAUCUGGAAUUCAGCUGCUGUCAAGGUGCAAUCAACUACUUGAGAGUAUAUCGACUAAGAGUGAUUCCACGUUUGUUAAUUUGGAUCGCGAAGGCUAUAGUAUUCGCGAGGUGAUGGCUGAGCUGCACUCAAUUCCUGGAGUUUCAAUUGAAGAUGAGUUCCACGACUUUGCUAUAGAGUAUUUGAGUUUAAGAAGGAAAAAAGAAAUGUGGGCUAGUAUGGGUGAUAAGGAGCAGAAGUUGAGAUGGCUACAACGAAUGUAUGCACGCACUAAACGUGCUUAGC